GCGGCAUCACGCUGAAAGGCCAAAAAGGACAGCGUAUCGAUAACUCGCGCUGCGCCGCCCCAAAUAAAUAUUUCUGUCCAUUUGAAUCAUCCAUCAUCCUCCCUCCUCGACAUCACCACCUUUUUUCUACUUCUUACCACCCUCUACUUUCCUUUGCAAACAAGAGCCUGCCCAAUAUGGCUCGACGUGGCUCAGGAUCCUCUUCCGCUUUCCAGUGGACAACCAUAUUCUACCUCCUCCUCAUUUUCAUUUGUCCUUUAGCUUUGAUCGGUUCAGUACACGCCCAGGAUCAGACUCCCUUGAACGACUCGGACGCCAACUAUGGCACCGUCAUCGGUAUCGAUCUGGGUACCACCUACUCCUGCGUCGGUGUGAUGCAGCACGGAAAAGUCGAAAUCAUUGUAAACGACCAAGGAAACCGAAUCACUCCCUCAUACGUCGCCUUUACCGAUGAAGAGCGGUUAGUAGGAGACGCGGCGAAGAACCAAUACGCCGCCAACCCUACGAGAACAGUCUUUGACAUCAAACGUUUAAUCGGCCGCAAGUUCCAAGACAAGGAUGUCCAACGAGACGCGAAGCACUUCCCCUUCAAGGUCGUCAACAAGGAUGACAAGCCCAUGGUCACCGUCGAGGUCGCCGGCAGCCCGAAGACCUUCACCCCCGAGGAAAUUUCCGCCAUGGUUUUGGGCAAGAUGAAGGAAGUCGCCGAAGCAUACUUGGGAAAGAAAGUUACCCACGCCGUCGUCACGGUGCCGGCGUACUUCAACGACAAUCAGAGACAAGCCACCAAGGACGCCGGUACGAUCGCUGGUCUGACGGUUCUCCGUGUGGUCAACGAACCUACAGCUGCCGCCAUUGCCUACGGCCUUGACAAGAAGGGAAAGGAGAGCCAGAUCAUCGUCUACGAUCUUGGUGGUGGUACUUUCGAUGUCUCUCUUCUCUCCAUCGAAGACGGCGUUUUCGAGGUCUUGGCCACUGCCGGAGAUACACAUCUCGGUGGUGAAGAUUUUGAUCAGAGAGUCAUUGACUAUUUCGUCAAACUCUACAAUAAAAAGAACGACGUCGACAUCCGGAAGGACCUCAAGACAAUGGGUAAGCUGAAGCGCGAGGUCGAAAGAGCCAAGCGAACCCUGUCUUCUCAAAUGUCCACCCGCAUCGAAAUUGAGGCCUUCCACAACGGAAACGACUUCUCCGAGACCUUGACUCGGGCCAAAUUCGAAGAACUCAACAUGGAUUUGUUCAAGAAGACUCUGAAGCCAGUUGAGCAGGUCUUGAAGGAUGCCAAGGUCAAGAAGGGCGAGAUUGACGACAUCGUCCUGAUUGGCGGUUCUACUCGUAUCCCCAAGGUUCAGUCCAUGAUCGAGGAAUACUUUGGUGGCAAGAAGGCCAGCAAGGGUAUCAACCCUGACGAAGCUGUCGCCUACGGUGCCGCUGUCCAGGGUGGUGUCCUCUCCGGUGAAGCCGGCACUGACGACAUCGUUCUCAUGGAUGUCAACCCGUUGACUCUUGGUAUUGAGACCACCGGCGGUGUCAUGACCAAAUUGAUUCCUCGCAACACCGUCGUCCCUACCAAGAAAUCUCAGAUCUUCAGUACGGCUGCCGACAACCAACCGGUUGUCCUGAUCCAGGUGUUCGAAGGUGAACGAUCUCUCACCAAGGACAACAACCUUUUGGGCAAAUUCGAACUCACAGGUAUCCCCCCGGCUCCUCGUGGUGUACCGCAGAUUGAAGUGUCUUUCGAGCUGGACGCAAACGGAAUCCUCAAGGUCUCGGCCGGCGACAAGGGUACGGGCAAGUCGGAGUCCAUCACCAUCACGAACGACAAGGGACGUCUGUCACAGGAAGAAAUUGACCGAAUGGUUCAAGAGGCCGAGCAAUUCGCCGAAGAGGACAAGCUGGUCCGGGAGAAGAUCGAGGCUCGCAACAAGCUCGAGAACUACGCGGUCUCACUGAAGAACCAAGCCAACGACGACGAAGGUCUCGGCGGCAAGAUCGACGACGACGAAAAGGAGACACUCUUGGAGGCGGUCAAGGAGACGCAAGAGUGGCUGAGCGAGAACGCCGAGACGGCCGAGAAGGACGACUUUGACGAGCAAUAUGAAAAGCUGUCCCAGGUCGCGUACCCAAUCUCGAGCAAGUUGUACGGCAGCGGCGGCGCAGGAGGAAUGCCAGACUAUGGAGAUGAUGACGAUGAUAUGGGCCAUGAUGAAUUGUGAGCUCUCGCUCUCUCUUUUGGGGAAUCUUCGUCUUAGGCUGGGUCUGGCAUGAUUUCUUUUUUUUUAUUAUCGCGGAAAAGAGAUACCUUGAAAAGACAAAUUUGUAGCAGCAUUUUAGAGAUACGGGGGCGGCAAGGCGUUUCUUCUUUUCUUGUUUUGUUUGUCAUGCCUAAUGUGAUUUUUUACAAUCGUCUUUGCUUUUGCCCUGGCCCCGUCGUAUUCGAAACCCCCUUUGGGUGGGCAAAGGACUUGGGAUGCCAUCUAGAUACCACUACGGAGUGACACAAAAAAUGGCAGGUGUCUGAUUUUGCUUCUCUCGCUGUCUCGGAUUUCGUUCUUGACCUACGGAAAAUGUCUCGAUUGUUAUUUGGUCUGUACUGUAUGGGAAGUACUCUGAUCAGGUCCAAAAGACGGGGAGAGACGUUUCUGGACUCAAAAAAGUUGGGUACGUGAGAAUUAACACGUUUAUUGUGUUGAGUGUUUCAACUUUCUGGAUGUUUAUACAUAUACAUAUUGUAUACAAACAACAGCAUCCCUUUUGGUACACGAAACACCGGACAUGGCUACGACUCAGUAAUCGAAAUUUUGAAAGACAAAAGAUUUGUCCGGCAUCCAACCCUGGACGACCUUUCUCAUGGCCGGGGCGGUACAAAUGUACCAGUCGUCCACGCCGCCGGCGGCACGUCUCAAAUCUUCCCGACCGAGUCUCCUCUUGUGGACGGUGACGCCGGUCGCGACGAGUUUGUCCGUCGUCCCCGCCGGGUCCGUUUCCGCCUCCGAGGUACCCGUCACGAACAACUCCAUCGCGCCGCUCAGCCGCGGGUACGUCUGUAGAAUGUCCAGUGCCAGGUUCACAUCUUUGAGGCCGAGGCUCCACCACACCUCGAGCCGCGAAGACGCGAUGAUCUCUUCAGUAAUGUCCCCCAUCUGGCCCAGAAGUGGAGUGAUGCCUAUCCCUGCCGCGACGAAGCCGACGCGACGCUUUUUUUGGUCACCAUCGUCUCCCCAGUCGAAUACAAAAUCCCCGCCGAACCCACGGACGCCGGCUUCACACGUGCCCGGGCGUUGGUGUUCGAGCCACUUCGUCACGCUUCCCACCGAGCGAGCCGUGAUUUCGAAUUCCUCCCCGUGGGCACCCAGGGUGCCGGGGACGCUGGAGACGGUGAACGUGCGGAUGAAGUCGUCGUUCAGACUCGUCGGGUCGUCGUCGCGCAUGUGGCUGUAACCCAUGUCCAGUUCGGACGAGAGGUCCAGCGUGACGUACUGUCCCGGCUUCCACGGCCCGAAAACGCCAGGGUCGUCCAGGGCGAAACGGUAGCGAGUGAUGGUGGGUGUGAGACGGGUCUUGGCCACGAGGGAGGCGUUCGCCGGCGGGGAAGAUCCCGCCUCGACGUUCGUGGUAGGGUCGUUGUGCUCGGACAACAAGUACCGCACGCGCGGAUUGUAGGGUGACAGGCCCUGAGUGGCGUCGUUGGAGGGUGUGCCUCGGAAGGAAAGGCCGGUCUGGACAAGCCUUGCGGCCGUGACGUUCAGACGCACGGCGAGCGUCGACUUGGCCAGAACGUUGGACGCCUCGGCGCCGACGAGAGUGGUUGUUUCGCCUGUGACGUAGAGUACGUCGCCCGUCGAGAAGUCGGGGAAGACCAGACCCGCGCGAGGCGUGGUUUCGAGAUUGCCGAGCGUCUGGUAGAGGUUGUUGCCUGAGUAUUCGGGCCAGAUGAUGGAGCUGGGAGAGGAGGGGGACGAGGGUUGCUCGACUCGCACAAAUCCAGGUGGGCCGCCACGGUGGUUGCAGUCCAUGUCUUCGUGUUCGUGCGAGGUGGCGAGGAAGAAGAGAUCGGAUUUUGCGAUGAUGGCGAGGGCGGCGUCGGUGAGAUGGGCAGAUGUAGAUAGCAGUUUCGGCGUCGGGGUCGCGGAUGUGAUGAUUUUCUUGUUGAGGUAUUUCGGGCAGUUGGCCAGUGCCAUGGUGAUUUUGGUCACCAGUUGGGCCUCUCCUGCUUUGCCGGUUGAAGGGUCCUGGACGGAGUCGUCUGGAGAGGUAGAAGUAUUGAGCGCACCGGCUAUUAGGUGGCCUGCUAGCUUGACACGGCCUCGUUCUUCAAGAUUAAUGGUCAUCGCACUGAUGAGACGACUGGUACCUUCCUCCCGCAGAACUUCGCCGUCGGAUUUGCCUUGGUAUAGGGCCUGGACGACGGGGUCGAACGAUGCAUCAACGGCUGUGCGGAUGCCUAGGAUACUUUGACCGAUUGCUUGUGCGAUGGGCGGCUCGCCCGUUCCCCAGAUGGUACACCAUGGGUUGUCGUCACUGUCAAGGGUGCCCACCGCCAGGAGUGGGUAGCGGGCAACUUGGUUUGCCGCACGGGGGUAGAGAAAUGGAGAUGUCGGGUUGUCAUUAUAUUCGACUCCUGUCCGUUUGUGAAUGGCCUUUUCACCCUCGUGCCAGUCAGAGGGCUGGAAGAAGGCCAUCGUUUUGCGAAGUCCCUCGAUGGCCUUGAGUUUCUGACUUGGCCGAGAUGAGGAGCGUGCCGGUCGCUGAGCGCGACGGUGCUUCCUUUCCGCGACGAAUUCUACCAUUUUAUUUUCAAUUCGAGAUGUUGGGAUCAUAGAAUAAACAAGAGCUUACCUCUGAUCAAGUUCUCGAGUUCGACUUGUGCCGCCGUAGGAAUAUAUAUACACCGUCGUCAGAAA
Molecule: messenger RNA, 4904 nt
Organism: Exophiala oligosperma
Lineage: Eukaryota; Fungi; Ascomycota; Eurotiomycetes; Chaetothyriales; Herpotrichiellaceae
Product: chaperone DnaK
Exons: 2
Coding region: 177-2216 (679 amino acids)
Biological process (GO): cellular response to unfolded protein; endoplasmic reticulum unfolded protein response; protein refolding
Cellular component (GO): endoplasmic reticulum chaperone complex; membrane; nucleus
Molecular function (GO): ATP binding; misfolded protein binding; ATP-dependent protein folding chaperone
Source: RefSeq, a predicted model, not a curated record